Diatraea saccharalis (sugarcane borer) is the source of this 3984-nucleotide messenger RNA. The record is from the annotation of a GenBank genome assembly. Lineage: Eukaryota; Metazoa; Arthropoda; Insecta; Lepidoptera; Crambidae.
UAAAGAUCGAAAGGGACCGCGCGCCGCGCAGUCCCGCCGUCCGCCAUUUAUUUCUUUCUAGUGCUCGACACCGUCGUAGUGACAACGUAUUUCAUUAUCAAUAGCGAAAAGCUUAUUCGUUUUACUUGUGAAAUUUAUGUAUUAAAUUUUAUGCAAAUAUUGUAAAACUAGCGUGUAUACGGUUUGUGGUUAUCUACAAUGGAAUCUAAUGUGUCUUAUUUAGUGUCGUGAGGAGCUCGCAAACGAAAUAUGGCUGGCUCCAUCGCAUCUGUUGUCAACACAAAAUAACGUGGAUUAUGCAAGUUGGAUUAAAAUGUGAACGAGUAUUAGUAAAUAAGAUUAUGUGGGUUGUAAUAUAAUGCAUUGGCCGCACAAAAUAUUGGCGCUGGCAAUAAUUUGCGCAGCUGUGGAGGCGGAGAUAUGCCCUACCACGUGCUCUUGUGACAAUACCCGGCUCUCAUGUCUCAACACAACUGUCCAAGGAGGCAACCUCACGCGAGCCCUCAUUGCCAACUAUGGCUCCAAUCUUCAAGAGAUAACUUGGACCAAUUCAGACAUCAAUUACAUCAUUAUAGGAGCUUUUGAAGGAUUAUAUAAUUUAGAAUACAUCGAUUUAAGCAGAAACGAAAUCAAAAGAACUGAAAACAAACUCUUCAAUGAACUCACUCGGUUAAAACAUUUAAACAUAUCGAGGAACAAACUUAAUGAUAUACCCAGAUUAACAUUCAUCGAUCUAGAAAAUUUGGAAGUUUUAGAUGUGUCUCACAAUGAUCUCCAGGUGAUACCGUUCCAGGUGUUUGCACCGCUGAGUAGAUUGCAAUAUUUGGAUAUAUCAUAUAACAGAAUAGCCACAUUCUUAGAUUUCUAUUUUAAUCCUAAUAGACAACUGAAAUCAUUGUUCCUAAAUAAUAAUAGCCUAGUCAAAAUUACUUCUAAUGCUCUAGUCAACUUGAAUAAAUUAGAGACACUGGAUAUAUCGAGCAACAAACUAGAAUAUAUUCCUAAAAAUAUGUUUGAUUACUUUGAACAACUGAGGAAUCUUAAUCUUAGUUACAACCACUUUCAGAACAUAUCAAGUAAUUCUUUUAAAAACCUAAAAAAAUUAAGAUGGUUAGAUAUGGGAGGAAAUAGAUUGAGAUUGUUGCCACCGAUGCUCUUCCAUAAUAACGAAAAUUUGAAAACUCUCUACCUGGAUCACACUGAAAUAACAGUUAUACAAAACACAAAUUUCAAGGGCUUGAAUAAUUUACAGGAACUCUAUAUAAGAAAUAAUAGUCAUUUACGAGAAAUAGAACCAUUCGUUUUCCAAGAUACGUUAUCUAUCACACAUUUGGAUAUAAGUGCAAAUCUUUUAUCAUUUUUACCAUUGUCUAUGAAACAGCUCGAACAAUUGCAAGAAUUGAGAAUAUCUAACAAUCCUUGGGCCUGUGACUGUAGAAUGGCAUGGUUUGCUGGCUGGGUAGAUCAGAGACCUCAGAUCAUUAAAUCUGAUUUAGGCUGCGGCCCUCUAUCCUAUCCUAAUGAUAUGUUACCAAUUUUGAGACAAACCAAUUGCAAACCACCUGAAUUGAUACAUACGAGCCCAUUAACUCGAUAUAGAUUGCAAUCAGAUGCUUUAUUGGAAUGCAAAUUUAGUGGGAAUCCGCUGCCUUCAAUAACUUGGAUUACACCUACCAGUGCCGUAUACCAUUGGAACCCCGACUCGUCGAUACCAGACAUUUUCCACAAACAUGGAGUAGCUCACGACCAAUACUAUCGCGCUAUAGAUAAUGAGAAGUCUAGAGUCAGAAUUCUUGACGAUGGAUCACUGUUUAUCACAGAUAUUCAUAGGGAAGACUGUGGAACAUACUUAUGCUUUGCAACGAAUCCUUCAGCCAACGUGACGGCGGAGGUUAUCCUUAAUAUAGAUCCUAUGACAAUGUUCGAGAUCAAAAUAUAUAGUCUAAUAUGUGGAGCUCUAUGUGCUGCCGGCUUUUUAGGUCUCACUUUGUUGGUACAGUUUCUAAGAUAUAUAUUUUACAGAUUCCGUCUGAUGGAGACAUGUUGCAGUUGUUGCACCUGCGUCAGUAGAGACGCGCCACGUACGCGACAAAUUUACAGUAUGCUAGACAACAUAGAACAGUAUAAGAGACAGCAAUUGGAUAAAUUGAGAGAAAAUUACGCAGUUCAAGUUCAUCGUAUAAAAGACAACUGUACUCAACAAAUGGAGUGGAUACAAAAUAGCUACUCAUCGCAAGCUAGCCAUUUACGAAAUAUAAGAGACAUAGGAACAAAUCAUUUGACAGCUAUGAAGGAUCAGUAUUAUGACCAGGUAAAACGCGUCAGAGAAUACUCUACAUGUCAACUGAACUGGGUACGCGAAAACUAUGUGUUCCAAAGAAACAAAAUCAGAAAAUUCAGUGCUCACCAGAUAUUACGGCUUCGCGAAUCAUACAAGUACCAGCAGCAAACUUUGAACAAAGUUUUAGAGAACCUACCAAGUCUAUACUUUGAAAACUGCCGCAGCGGUUCUUGUGGGCGCAGCGACUCGAUGGCGUUCGAUCCGGACGUCGAGGUCAUAGACAUGUACCUCAAGACGAAGAUAGAGAAACUAGCGCAUCUGCCGAACCCGAUAGCGGACGAUGAGAGCAAGAUGUCCGUGUAUUAUACGCCCACGGAGAGGUCGGUAAACUCACGCAGAAAUUCGCCCAUUCCCAUUCCCGAUGGCAUUCACAUCAAUAUGAUAGAACGUGGCCCACCGCGAUUGCUGGCGAUGAUAAAGCCACUGCAGUGCGAACCACCACCGUCUGUCGAAAUACCGACACCGCCGGGUUCUCCAUCGCCAACAACAUCUAGAUGUGGAAUGCCUGUGCGGCAGCCGAAGUACAGUCACGGGGAAUCGGGUCAUCGGGAGCCUUUGCUGGGACGCGAUCAUGUGGUGAUAGAGAGAACGCGACGUAAAUGUCACCUGCCUUCGAGCGCAAGUUCGCCGGAGCUCAAUUCUAACAAGGACGGGAACGAACGUAGUGACCUACACGAGCAGGCUCGGGUCCUGCUCGCAGUGGAGCUGACGAAGCCGGAAUGCCAGGUGCGGCAUGCAGCUGGUCAACUAGUGUGCGGCGAGUGCGCAAAGCUUUGCGAGAACACGCCCUUGUAGUACAGGCUACUGACGCGCGUCUUUAAAAUUUACGCGUUAUCGGGUCAGAGACUUACGCGGCACCGUCACCCCGACAUGCGCCUCUGUGACUAUGCCGGUGGGCCUUCGCCCUCUUACGUGUAGGAACAUAUCUUGCCGAGCUGAUGGAGUUAGUGAGAAACGUUUCGCCGUACGGACGCUCGCCGCCGAUGCGGAUACCGCUUGUACUUCUAAGUGAGCUGUGAUAGACUAGAUUUGAAUUUACAUACGUUUCGACGGUCGCUUGCCCGAUCGUCUAGUGGUAGGUUGUAAGGAGUAUACUGAAUUUGAUCUGUUAUCGAUCGUGUAGUGAAUCUGAUCCUGUUUAAUUAAGUGUUCUGUGGGUAAUAGGUCAUGUAAAUAUGUUUUUAUUUCGAUCAUUUUCCAUUUUGAUGUAUACUUAGGGUAAACUCUUAGAGCAUUAUGCAUUUUAUAUUUGUUCAACUUAAAAGUAGAAUAAAGUGAGGUAUUAUGAAGUUGUUACUAUCUUGUUGUAUUGUUGCGCGGUUAUUGUAAAUUGGUGUAUCUCGCUAAGCCGCCACUCAGUCACCACCACCCACAACACAUUAAGUCCUUCGUCAUCUGUUAUAUUAUGUCAAAAUCUGACCAGUCGAAACUACAUCAAUUUAUAUUUAUGUAUACUUAUAUAUUUUGUAAUUACGUACAGUUUGAACGAAACGAGUCUUGCAGUGAUAUGCCAAAUACUACAAUCCAGCAAUGAUAAUUAUAGCGUUUCUUAGUAUAAUAUAUACAAAUAUUGUUGAAGAUUUUCUAAAUAUAUAACAAGAGUAAUCAGCUAAUCAUGAAGAAUAAAUUAUUUUUCAAUGUAU